AUGUCUGUGAUCACUUCACAUGAUGCAAAGCUGGAGACAGCUGAGCUGCUCUCACCAGAGUUCACCUCAGCUACAGAGAUGUGUGUACGUUUCUGGUACAUGUUGUCUGCAGAGGCCUCCAGCAAACUUUCUGUCCACGUGCUGAGGAGUGGGCAGCUUGGCGAUGCCCUUUGGCGUGGCUCUGGAUUCCCCUCUACAAACUGGGAGGUGGCUGAGGUCACUGUGUCCUCACCAGCACAUUUCUAUGUGGUAUUUCAUGUGCCCGGCACCAAUGGUACAGUAAAAAUAGAUGAUUUCUCUGUGCGGGAUGGGACUUGUGCUCCUCCUGCCAGUUGUGACUUUGAGUCUGGACAAUGCACCUGGGUCAACGUGGAAAAAGAAGGCGGACAUGAGUGGGUCUUGUCGCGUGGAGGAUCCCAUGGACCACCGACGGACCAUACCACUCAGACCUCAGAUGGUUUGUUUUUGUUGAGCUCAGCACUGCACCAGAGCCGGCACAGCGUGGCACAGAUUGUGUCUGAAUGGAUCCAACUCAAAGACAUCCCAUCUUGUCUCACGUUCUGGUAUCAUAUGGGCAGCAGUGAUUCUGGCACACUACGGUUAUUUGCACGUUCAGACCCUGUAGAGAAGACUCUGAUGUUUCACAGCAACAGCAGUGGCAGUAGCUGGACCAGAUUCUCUCAGUCAGUAGACAUGUCCAAACCUUUCCAGCUUUUGAUUGAGGCAGAAAGCACCAACAAAGGAUUUAUUGCCAUUGAUGACAUCAGUCUCACACAGGGUCUUUGUCCAGAAAAUGAAACGAGAGGAUUUGCGGGCUGUUCGUUUGAAAAUGGCACCUGUGCCUGGGAGGAUAUCAGUGUUGGCCAGGGUCAGUGGGUAAGACGAAGGAACGGCACAGGGAACACCGGACCCCCCGUUGACAACACACUCGGCACUGAGCUGGGUUGGUACAUGGGUUUGGAGGCUGAUCGUGGGGAAGAAAUAAGCCCUGCUGUGCUGCAAAGUCCAAUCAUGACGCAGGCCAGCUCCACCUGUACACUACACUUUUACUACAACAUGUAUGGAGAGGACUCGGAGCUUAGUGUGCUCCUAAAGGAGGGCUCCAGGACCACCACAUUGUGGUGGUUAGCUGGAUACAAUGGAGAUGUGUGGCACCACAGCGAGGUUGUGAUCGGCAGGACCCCCCAGGACUUCUCCCUUCUGUUCCAAGCCUCCGGUAACUUCGACAAACUAGGACACGUUGCUGUUGAUGACAUCGACUUCACCAACUGCUCCCUUCCUGAGCCACAGCUGUGGUGUUCUGAGGGUACAUUCACAUGCAACAACAGUGUAUGUGUUGACCCCAGCCGUGUGUGUGACUUCAGCGACGACUGUGGGGAUCGGUCUGAUGAGAUCAACUGUGAAAAACAAGGUGUGGUGGAGCGUUGCAGCUUUGAACAAGGCACAUGUUCUUGGGAGGACAGCGAUGUGGAUAAACCAGGAGGUGAGUGGAGGCGUCGCAGAGGAGAGGAAGGCUGGCCCGACCACGGCCCUCCGAGGGAUCACACCCAAAACACUGCUGCAGGUCAUUAUAUUACACCUGGGACUCAUCUGACUGAGAAGGGCCAGACAUCUGAGAUUCUUUCCAAGACAUUGUUACCGAGCUUUAACUGUACUGUGAGAUUCUUCUUCUUCAGCAUGAGUGAUGCUUCAGCUCAACUGAUGGCCCGGUCCAGAACACAGAUGUCUGGUACUGAUGACAAAAUGCUGUGGAUCAUGGAAAAAACCCACAGCUACAGUUGGCAGAGGGCAAAAGUCACCUUCUCCUCCUCGGUUAUUAGCAAGAUUGCUUUCAGGUAUGAGCUUCAGGGAGCUCAGAGAGGGAUUGUUGCACUUGAUGACGUCACUUUCUCCAAAGAAUGCAUUUUUGACCCAGAAAACAGCAAACUACCUGAAACAUCCCCCACCCAUUCCCCACAUACAUCCUCUAACACACCGCCAUUAACAACUGCACCCAUGAACCCUUGUCAGGAUAAUGAGUUUUUUUGCAGGAAGUCUGCUGGGAAAGUUUGUAUUCCUUCCACAUUACAGUGUGACUAUCAUCCAGACUGCCCAGAUGGAGAGGACGAGGCUGGCUGUGGCCCAUGUACAUUUGAGAAUGAUCAGUGCCUGUGGAGUGACGCAAGUGAUGGACCUGCUAAAUGGCAGAGACAGAAAGCCAGUAACAACACUGAACCCCCUACAGACCACACUACACAAACUGGCUUCUACAUGACAGUAAAGCUCAGUCUUGGGUCCACACAAGCAGAAGCCAAACUCCUAAGCCCUCCACUCCAACCUUCAUCCCCCUACUGCCAGCUUCUGUUUCACUUCCACAUCAGCCCGGGGAGUACUGGGUCACUCAGAGUGCUUAUGCAGCAAGCUGAGGGUGGUGAAGCAAUACUGUGGUCACGCAGUCACAACACUGUCUCCCACUGGACCUCAGAGCAUCUGCCAAUAGGGCUGUUUAAGCAACCGUCCAAGGUAUGGUUCAGCAGCAUAAGUAAAACAGCAGGGGCGAGCAGUGCUACUUGGGACCAUGUCGUUGCUGUAGAUGACAUCUCUUUUAUCAACUGUGAAACAUCCUAUGAGCCACCAGCCCUGUCUUCUUAUGGCUGUACAUUUGAAGAUGGCUUGUGUGUUUGGGUCCAGGGAGCCGAAGAUGAGUUGGACUGGCGCAGCGCCUCGGGUCCCACUGAAACCCCCAACACUGGACCUGCAGGAGACCACACCCAUGGGACAGGAAAGUAUCUUUACAUCGAGAGUUCCCAUCCAAGUGAGAAGGAAAACAAAGCCCAGUUAAUGUCGCUACUUCUGCCACCUGCUGGUCAAAAAGGAUACUGCUUCAGAUUUUGGUACCACAUGUUUGGGGCCACAGUGGGUUCAUUGAGGAUGUUUCUGAAAACAGCUGAUUCUUUGGACAAAACCCUGGUGUGGCAACAGUCAGGAAGCAAAGGGGAUGUGUGGUUGCUGGCUCAGAGCCAUGUGACCCUACAAAGAGUACACCAAGUGAUUCUGGAAGGGACGGUGGGGGGAGAGGCUGGUGACAUAGCCAUUGAUGACAUCUCACUUGUCUUUGGACCAUGCCCUGAUUCUGGUUUGUGUGAUUUUGAGGAGGACAGCUGCAACUGGCUGCAGACAUCAUCAGAUGACUUUGACUGGAUCAGACAUUCUGGCAGCACGCUCAACCCCAACACAGGCCCAGAGAGCGACCACACCACCAACACUCCCACGGGCCAUUACUACUACCUCCCAUCCUCCAUGGAUGACCAAGCUGGCCAAAAAGCUUUGAUGUUGUCACCUCUAUACCCUGAAAGUAAAGGAUCUUGUGUACAGCUGUGGUACCAUAUGUACGGGGAAGGAAUGGGCACACUGAAUGUUUAUCAGCAGAGUGAAGACGGGCAGGAGAUUCUGAUUUUCUCACAGGGAGGAGACCAGGGGCGGCUGUGGAGGUUAGCCCAGGCUUCGCUCCUUCCGCGGAUUCAGCCGUACAGAAUUGUGGUGGAAGGUGUGAAAGCUGGCCCGACCACGGAGGGAGACAUGGCCUUUGACGACGUGCAGCUGACAGAAGCCCAGUGCCCGCCUCAUGGCGUCUGUGACUUUGAGAACUCCUUCUGCAGCUGGACCAACCUGGGAGACGGAGUCGACCAGGGAGACUGGCUCCUCGGAGCAGGAGCCUCCCCAAACCCCAACACUGGACCGACUGUUGACCACACCACCAACUCUUCAUCUGGUCACUACAUAUAUGUGGACAGCUCAGUGGGUGAGUGGGGAGACGUGUCCUACCUCGUCAGUGACGUCUUCCAGCCAUCCUCAAGAGGACACUGUCUUACAUUUUGGUACCACAUGUAUGGCAGCCAUGUUGGGACUCUAAACAUCUACAUCAUUGACAGGUCUGAGAAAGUCAACAUCAAGCAGAAGCUUUGUUAAUUGAGCUGGUUGGUUUUUAUUUGAAGCUUCUCUGGUCUACAGGAAAAUUCACGUUGGAGGCAACGAGGAAGGAUAUUUGAAGUGGACUAAAACGGGGAACAAGGGAGACCAGUGGCUCCAAGACAGUGUGUCCGUUAAACAUGAAGAAGCAUUCUGGUUUGUGUUUGCGUAUCAGAAAGGAAUGAGUACAGGUGGAGACGUGGCUCUUGAUGAUAUCACAAUCCAUCCCAGCAGCUGCUACACUGAACCUCCCGUCCCUCCCUCAACAAAUAAUGAUGUACGGUCUGUCGGCCUUGCGGUUGGUCUGACUCUGCUGAUUGGAAUCAUCAUCUGCAUCUUCCUUUAUAUGCUGAACCGCAAACAGAAGAACCAGUCGGCAAUAUUUGAUAAUGAGUUGGACACGCCCAGCCCCACACAAUGUGUGAGUAAAAAUAUGUGGACUUCACACACUUUGUAUUAUAUUGUUUUGCAUAUUCAUCUAUUUUCUUUCAGGAGACACGGGGUGAAUUAGGGUAUGACUUCUCCUUCUUCAACAAACUCUAUGAGCCAUCACCGCACGCUAAUGAGGACUCGUCGGAUGCUUAGUCCACUUUUUACUUUACGCUGUCAUUACUUCUUUGAGAGUAUAAUAUAAAUAGUUUUUUUUUUUGUUUGUUUUUCUUGUUCAGUGUUUUUUUUUUUCAGUUUGAUGAAUUUUAAUUACAUUCCUCCUUCUAAGCUGCAAAUUCUGUUUUGCUUAAAAGCCUUUCCAUUGUUUGGAAAUGGAAGAUGUGUUAAUUGCCUUAUUAUAUCAGAAUGCAACACAGGUGACUUGGAAACAAUCCCUGCCUGUCACUGCAUAAAUAUUAACUGGACUGGCUGCCAUACACUGGAAACGGAUGACUAACCUGGAAACAUUUCACAUAAACAUGUAUUUGAUGCAUCUGACUUUUUUUGUAUAUAUGUUCAUUCCUCACUGCUGUUUCAAUAAUAGCAUUAUUUCUACACAUAAAAACAAUAAAGGGGCUGAAUAAUAUUUAUAUAGAAAAAGUUGCAAAACAUGCUGGUAUGUUUCACGUUAUGAUGUUCCAGCCACAAACUUCAGUGUUUGUAUGGGGAAUGUAUGUGAUAAGCCAACACAAAGUACAACAUAACAAUGAAACCAAAGGAAAAUUGUAAGCUUUUCAACAUUUGCUGAAAUAAAAAUCUAAAAAGUGUGGGAGGUAUUUUAUCCAGCUCUCUCUGGGUUAAUACUUAAAAUACAUUUAAUUGUAAUUAUAUCUCUUGAGGUUUGAGUUCUGUUUCUAGCAGGUUUGCAUGUAUAAAAACUGAAAUAUUUGCCAGUUCUUU
Messenger RNA from Fundulus heteroclitus (mummichog), 5277 nucleotides. RefSeq names its product MAM and LDL-receptor class A domain-containing protein 1. The transcript has 29 exons. Lineage: Eukaryota; Metazoa; Chordata; Actinopteri; Cyprinodontiformes; Fundulidae. The coding region runs from base 1 to 3948 and encodes 1315 amino acids. Gene Ontology annotation, cellular component: membrane. Gene Ontology annotation, molecular function: protein binding. The record is from RefSeq and is a predicted model, not a curated record.